Moesziomyces aphidis is the source of this 600-nucleotide messenger RNA. The record is from the annotation of a GenBank genome assembly. Lineage: Eukaryota; Fungi; Basidiomycota; Ustilaginomycetes; Ustilaginales; Ustilaginaceae.
AUGUCGAACCUCAACCUGAUCAACGAAAUCAAGGUCGAUCACGACAACAUGCGCGACCUGCUGGAUCGAUUCAAGGACGCUCAUCAGAAGCGCAACGACGCGCUCUGCACCGACAUCGCCAACACGAUCAUUCACGAAGCUGCCGUCCAUUCGGAUGCCGAGGAAAUGUCGAUCUACAAGAUGAUGGACCAGCACGGAAUGCACUCUACUGCCGAGCAGGACCGCAACGAGCACCAGCAGGUCAAGCAGCUCAUGGCCAACCCGGACUCGCACGGCAUCUCCACCGUCGGUCUGGACGAGUAUGCCAAGCGCGUCGUCGAGGCAUGCGAGCUCUUCCUUCGCCACGCCGACGAAGAGGAAAAGGAGCAGCUGCCGCGUCUGGUCGAGGCGCUUAGCGACAACGACCAGUGCAAGGCGGUCAACGACUUCCUUCGCGCGCGGGAGCUGGCCCCUACUCGACCCCACCCCGCCGCUCCCCAGUCGGGCGGCAUUGCGCAGAAGACGAUGGGCGCCGUGGGCAAGGCCGCCGACGUGGCCCUGGACAAAGGCCGCCACUUUGUCGAGCUUAGGCACCACCAUCGCGAGGUGCACGCCGCCUAA